Molecule: messenger RNA, 2512 nt
Organism: Macrosteles quadrilineatus (aster leafhopper)
Lineage: Eukaryota; Metazoa; Arthropoda; Insecta; Hemiptera; Cicadellidae
Product: muscle M-line assembly protein unc-89-like
Exons: 2
Coding region: 260-2044 (594 amino acids)
Cellular component (GO): extracellular region
Molecular function (GO): chitin binding
Source: RefSeq, a predicted model, not a curated record
UUAAAAUGUUUUACAACCAAAUAGAAAGAUUUAGUUGCAAACUUCAUUUGGACAUCUGGUUUUGUUACCAGACAUUCUCCUUUUUCCUAUUAUCCACCACAUAAAAAUAAAAUGUCAUAGUUAUUAAAACCGUGUCUGCAGAUAAGGAAGUAAGGAGAACAUACACAGUAAUAAGUGAAAGAUAAGGCAAGGACAUAGAGUUACUGUUGCUAGCUUUGCUAACUCUGAAGGUAACUAGGCACGUGCAUAGAAAACUACAAUGAUUGUUUGGGUUAUCCUGUUGAUGAACUUCAUCGCCACUGUAAGACCUCAAUUUAUCACUCUAAAACCCGAAUUUAUAAAUUGCCCAAGAGAAAAAGGAGUCUAUUUCGCAACAAGUCCAGAUUGUCUAUUUUAUUAUCGCUGCGACAACAGGUUUUUAAGACUUCAAGCAUGUUACCCUUGGCAGAAAUUUGAUAUUCACACAUUGAAAUGUAGCAGACGAUGGGAGGUGGAUUGUAACCCAAUGUAUGCCGGGAUUUGGCGGCCAAUGUUUGGAAAUAAUCCUUCAGAAGUUGAUGAAUCUGGAAGUGGUACUGGAGCUGCAGACAAUUCACUAGAAGAGGUCAUUGGAGAAAAUCCUUUUAGUACAAAUUUGGAAAAUAUAGAAAACAUUGGUCAAGAAAUACCUGAAGAAACAGAGGCUGAGGGGCAAGAAGAGUUGGGGACGGGAGAAAGUCCGUUGAUAAAUGAGGGUUCUGAAAAGUCUGAAGAAAUUAGUGGUGUUGACCAAGAACAGCCAGAUGAUAAUAAAUCCAUAUCACAGUUUGCUGAUGGGAGCAAAGAAAAACCACUAAUAAUGGGGACUAAUAAAGAAGCAGGCAAUACUGGAUCAUCCAAUAAGGAAAUAUUCAAAGAAAACAGACUAGAUCAGAAUCCUGGUGCUGUAAAAGAAAAGUCGUCGUUGGUUAAAAAUUCAGCUGAAAAAAUUGAUAGAUUUGGUCAAGAGAAACCAGAAGAAACAGAAGAAAAACCAGUUGAACCUACAACGAUUGAAAAUCCAUCAUUCAUGGGAAAGACAGAAAGUACAGAUAUACCAACAAAUAAACAAAUUACCGUGCAGGAAAAUGGGAUGGGAGUAGAAAAUCCGAUCACAGCAGAAAGAGCAAUAAGUGAAAAGCCUGAAGAAUCUGAAGAUAACAAAGAAAAUUCACUUACGGAAGAGAAUACAGGACAAGAGAAAAAUGAAAAUUCUGAAGACAAUCAAAACCUAAAAGGAAUUAAAAAUCCAACCACGAAUGAGGAAAACAUGGAAAACACAGCUCCGGCUAAGAUGAAUAGCAUUCAAUCAGCGUUUGGAAACCAAGAAUUAAUUGAAAAUUUGAAUUCUAAAAGUGUUGAAAAUCCUGAAGACAGUACAACUGAAGCACCCUUAACUAAAUCUGAAGAAACAUCAGAUUCAGAAGUUCCAGCAACAAUAACAGAAGUCAAAAGUCCACCUGAUAAUAUUUCGUUUGAAACUGAAAACCCUGUUGUUAAACAAGAUUUGGAACCAGAAGGAUUCAAUCUAGAAAAUUCUCCACCAUUGGAAGAAGUAGUUUCAACUGGAAAAGAGCUUUCAAAUUCUGAAAAAUCAUCAAUCGAUAAUGAUCAGGAGUUAAAGAUUUCAGAACAAUCUUUGAAUCCAGCAAACAAUGCUACGGAUAAAGAUACAUCAGAAAGUAAAACUCUUCAAGACAGAAUAGAGAAAAGAUGUACAGAUAAUGUUUGUGAAGAGAAAAACAAAGAUAACAUUGACGAAGAAACUCCUAACAAACUAUUCAAUCCCGUUUUACCUCAGGAUACAAGAUCGGCGCUACCACAAGACUUAUCGGCUGGCUCGACUGGGAAAAUGUGGUAUUGGUGUGGUUCUGGAAGAUUUGUUCUUGCAGCUAACUCUGAAGAAGGCGAUGCAAUAUGUCUUCAGCUACCAGAUCCGGAGUCGAUAAAUUCAGAAGGCAGUGCCCAAACUGGAGGCGACUGGGCCGGCCAUACUUUCCUCGAUACAAAUAACGAGUUUGAUUAAAAUUUUGUUGCCUUUUACAUAGUUUCGAGAAAUAAAAGAUAUUUUACAGAUAUUGCAAGUGAUCAAGUUUAUUAGAAACUAAGGAAUUGUACAAAAUUAAAUAUUUAAGAGUGUAAUUUCUGCUUAUGUUUUUGACGAGGUAUAUAUUUUUAAUUGUUUUAUUUCCCACCAGGACAUACUAUUUUCUUUUGAGCGUACAACAUGAAAAAAAUCAGGUUCAAAUUGAGAGCAUGUAACUUACUUACUUAAUUUAUGUAGCUAAUGCACUUUAACACUUGAUCAAUUUUAAUCUAUAUGUAAACACCACUGGAACUUUGCUAAGUAAUAUGUUCAAAGUCACAACAUUUGCAAGAUCAAAAGUGUCAGAGAAUAAAAUAUUUAAUAACUUUACACCUAGAUCUACAUUGUGUUUUAUAGUUUUAUGUGUUGUGGGUACAUGAACAUAGAUUAGUAGUCAUAAAACUUAAA